This is a messenger RNA of Penicillium riverlandense, 2289 nucleotides long. RefSeq names its product diphthine--ammonia ligase family protein. The record is from RefSeq and is a predicted model, not a curated record. Gene Ontology annotation, molecular function: diphthine-ammonia ligase activity. Lineage: Eukaryota; Fungi; Ascomycota; Eurotiomycetes; Eurotiales; Aspergillaceae. Bases 1 to 2289 code for a protein of 762 amino acids. Gene Ontology annotation, biological process: protein histidyl modification to diphthamide. The transcript has a single exon.
AUGCCUCCCUCCUCUUCAGAUCCGGGACUAAAUGUCAUCGCCCUGAUCUCCGGCGGCAAAGACUCGCUCUACUCCCUGCUACACUGUAUCCGCAACGGCCACCGAAUCGUGGCGCUGGCGAAUCUGUACCCAGAGGCAAAGAAGAAUCCAGAUUCCCAACAUGCUAGUGAGACCAAAGAAGAGGCGACAACCAAAGAGCAAGAAGAAGAGACGGAAGACAUCGACAGCUUCAUGUACCAAACAAUCGGCCACAGCGUCAUCCCGCUCUACGAACCCGCCCUGGGCAUCCCCCUCUAUCGGGCCCCAAUCACUGGCGAUGCGGUCGACACCGCCAGAAUCUACCGACACGACGCAGCAGACCAAGCAGCCGAGACGAGCAGCCUGCAAGACCAAGAAGAAGAUGAGACAGAAUCACUGGUUCCCCUUCUCCGGCGCAUAAAAGAAGCCCACCCAGAGGCCAACGCCGUCUCAGCCGGCGCCAUCCUCUCGACGUACCAGCGCACGCGUAUUGAAAACGUCGCUGCCCGUCUUGGUCUGGUGCCCCUGGCGUGGUUGUGGAUGUAUCCAUCUCUCCCGCCACCGACGGCACGCCAGACGGAUUCCAUGGCCGUGGUCGAAGCGGGUUUGUUGGAGGACAUGGCUGCUUGUGGAUGUGAAGCGCGCAUUAUCAAGGCUGCGUCGGGCGGACUGGAUGAUGGGUUUCUGUGGGGAGAUGUCUCAGGCGAACGCCCACUGCGCAGACGCAUCGUUAAGGCUAUGAGGCGCUUUGCGGCACCUGAGGAUCUUCGUGGCGCUGUCCUUGGUGAAGGGGGGGAAUAUGAGACGCUAGCACUCGAUGGGCCUGGUUUUCUAUGGAAACAGAGGAUUGAUAUUGUCUCCAGGGAGACUCGCACGGCGGAAGGUGGAGUGGCCUUUAUGAGUUUGAAAGGGGCGCGCUGUGUGCCUAAAGAUGUGGAACAAGAAGGAGCAUUCUCUCCGCAAGACGUGAGAAGACCGGAUUUGUUGGAUGCGCCAUUUGCUUCUUUGGCUUUGGAAGAUCUGUCGUCUCUACCGCUAUCAUCGCUAUCAGACUCUACUACAGAGACCAGUUUGACAACAGCAUGGUCUGGCUACGAGCCCAUUCAUCGGCAGACUGGCACGGCCUGGACAAUUUCGAAUCUGAUUGCGCCCGAGGCUGGUACCGGCGCUGGAGAACAGAUGAAGGGCAUCGCCGAUAAGAUUCACCAGGAAUUGAAGACAUCUCAUGUCCGAUCCACAGACGAUAUCGUGUUUACUACUGUGCUCCUCCGCUCCAUGUCCGACUUCGCCUCCAUGAAUAGUGUCUACGUGUCGCUGUUCAAGAAACCAAACCCUCCAGCACGGGUUACUGUAGCCUGCGGAGACCGACUACCAGCCAACGUCAAGGUGAUGGUCUCUCUUGUUGUGGACCUGGGUGCGCGGGACCAUCGGCAAGGUCUUCAUGUCCAGUCCCGGUCGUACUGGGCCCCGGCGAACAUCGGACCCUACUCACAAGCCAUGUCCGUUCCAGGACAAGGAGAAGGCAGGUUGGUUUACAUUGCUGGCCAGAUACCGCUAGAUCCUGCCUCGAUGGAGCUGGUAGCGCCAGAAGAGACUGAGAGUUACUAUCUACGGACCGUGUUGGCUCUCCAGCACCUCUGGAGGAUUGGAGAAGCCAUGCAGGUGGACUGGUGGACGGGCGCCGUGGCCUUCCUGGCUGGCAGUGAGCACGCGGAUGCUCGCGCUCAAGUGGCUUGGCAUCUAUGGGAGCAGAUGCAUGCUCGACCAGCAGAUGCUGAGGAUACGGAUGAGGACGAGGGACCGCAGCUGGAUAUCUGGGAUAUCAAGUACGGUCGCCGGGCAGAGGAGCUGGCUCCUCCGGAUUCGUCAUGGGCCUUGCCAAAAUUCAGCAUCCUCAAGGCCAACUCGGCCACAUCUGUCCCGCCAUUCCUGGCCGUCCAGGUUAAUGAGCUGCCCCGAGGCAGCGAUAUCGAAUGGCAAGGACUGGGCAGCCGAUGUCGACAAGCCGAGGUGACAACCCAAAAUGCAGGCUCUACAUUUAUGAAUGAGAGCUGCAAUUACUCCGUGAUCGAGAUCGAAUCGGAAUCGGCUUUGGACAUGGCCAAGACGCAGUGCCACACUCUGGUGCAGGCGACGCUGUAUACCACACAGAACAUCUCUGCUGGGUCGUGGCCGGGCCAGAUUGUGCCAUGUCGGUCUGUCUGGGGCCGAGGAGGAAGGAGAUUGGCUGCGGGAGUGGUCUUACAUCGGGAGAAAUCACUCGAGCGAUAG